Adineta steineri is the source of this 248-nucleotide messenger RNA. Lineage: Eukaryota; Metazoa; Rotifera; Eurotatoria; Adinetida; Adinetidae. The record is from the annotation of a GenBank genome assembly.
AAAUGAGAUCUGCUGUUGGUUUUAGUUCUCUUACGGUUCUAACAGAACUCAUUGGUUUUACAGCUGGAACUAUAUCAAUAUGUUUAGAACACCAUAUUGAUAGAAUUCCUAUGAGUUCAUUUAUUGCUAUGAUUAUAUUCAAUAUUAUUUUAUUGGUAUUGACAUUAUGUAUUUUUCCAGAUACUAAUAAAAAUGGAAAUAGAACACAAUCAGAUUAUGAAUUAAGUCAAGAUUCGAAAGGUAUUUAG